AAAAGUUUGAAUGUUCAGUAAAACAUGCAUUGUAUUGUUUUGUUGUAGGUCAUUCGCAGUAUUAAUAAAUUAAAUCAUGUCUCUUUUAAGGAAAAGCUUACAGUUUUAUAGUAUCGGACGAUUAUGCGUUUCAAAACAUAUAAAUGGUUUAAAUUUCAGUCAACGUAGGCUAUGGAGGUUAUAUUGUAGUUCAAGUGCAAUAUCUCAUCCAACACCAGAUGGCUGUGAAAAGGUGUACUCUGACAAAAUAAAAAAUAUUGUUGAAGAAAUAGCCAAAUUAACUUUAAUUGAAGUGGCUGAUUUAAAUGAAUGUUUAAAGAAAAAAUUAAACAUCAAAGACACACCAAUGAUGAUGGGUGCCAUGCCUGUUGCUGCCCCUUCUAGAGCUGCAGAGGAUGAGGAUGCUCAACCUGAAGUAACAAAAUCUUCAUUUACUGUAAAAUUAAUGAAAUUUGAAGAAUCGAAAAAAGUAGCGGUUAUCAAAGAAGUUAAAAAUCAUAUAGAGGGCAUGAAUUUAGUACAGGCUAAAAAAUUUGUGGAAAGUGCACCUCAGAUUUUAAAAGCAGACAUUGCUAAAGAUGACGCUGAAAAACUGAAAGCAGCUUUGGAAGCUGUGGGUGCUACAUGUGAAAUCUCAUAAAUCACCAUGAAAACUUCUUAUGUAGAAAAACAUAUAAACAUUUGAAAAAAUAUAAGUUGCUACUACUACUUUUAUGAAAGUGUUGCACAUACGAAUUUUAUUAAAACUAGAAUCAAACUAAAUAUUUAAAAUCAUUGUAAAUUAAUAAAAAUAUAAAAAACUUGCUUUUAGCUUUCUCAUUUUCUCUUUCGUAUUUGCAUUGUAAUUAUGACAAACCAAAUAAUAAAAUUAAUGAACUUGUUUAAUUAUUUUUUCUAAUAAAUUUUGUUUCAUUGAUUAUAGCAUAUUUUAUUUAGAAUGCUUAAGUUUAUGAUGGGAUGUAAUUUAAAAUAUGCAUUUGAUAAAUUUAUAUUUGACCUUUACUUUAUGAAGUAAAAAAAUAAUUUCUUGUGACAUUCUGCUCAUUUAUUAAUUUGUAAUGCAUUUAAUAAAAAAUGUACUUUAUUGGAGUAAAUAUUGUGUUACAGUUAUAUAAUUAUAGAUUAAUAUUGAAAUUUGUAUAGAGAAAGAGCCUUGAAAUAUAAUUUAGUGGCAUUUGUUGUAAUUUUAUUAGUGUUUUGAACUGUUUUUUUUUCUCCUAAAAAGUCUGCCUUGAAAAAUAUUUCGUAAAAAUUUUAUAUUUUGUAUUUUUUAAUGACUUGUGUGCUUUUUAAAAUUUCUUAUAAAAUAAAAUAUUAAAACGUACGUAAAUGAGAAUAAAGUGGCAAUUGAUAUAAGUAAUUAAUAAGAAUAUUUGCAUUUUAUUUAAUUUGUACUUGCAAAAUAAAGUGCAUAAAACAAUACUGACUAAUAUUUUUUGUUAGGUAAAAUUUGUUGGUAGACCCUGAAAUGUUUUCUGAAAAUUUUAUGUAAACGUGUUUAAUUCUGUAGAUAUUGCAUUAGUUAAAAGAAUGAUGUGCAAUGAUAUUGUAAUUUUUUAUUCAUUCAUGCAUUUAUUAUUCAUUCAUUUGAAAAUAAAAUUUAAUUAAAAUUUC
Stegodyphus dumicola is the source of this 1614-nucleotide messenger RNA. It is a transcript of the gene mRpL12, whose product is annotated as mitochondrial ribosomal protein L12. The record is from RefSeq and is a predicted model, not a curated record. Gene Ontology annotation, biological process: translation. Lineage: Eukaryota; Metazoa; Arthropoda; Arachnida; Araneae; Eresidae. Gene Ontology annotation, molecular function: structural constituent of ribosome; mRNA binding. Gene Ontology annotation, cellular component: ribosome; mitochondrial large ribosomal subunit.